AUGACUGUAGUACAAAGCUAUGCCCCAACGAAUGUAGCAGAAGUGGAAGUUAAGGAAGCCUUUUACAGUUGUCUCACAAAAGUAUUGAGUGAAAUCAAUAAGGGUGACAUAGUCAUCUUAAUGGGUGAUAUGAAUGCCCAAGUUGGUCAUCACAAUAAGGGGUUAGAGGCGACGAUGGGCCGUCACGGGUUAGGCACGAUGACUGAGAAUGGCGAGAUGUUCACCGAACUUUGCGCUAAUUUUAAUCUUGUUAUAGGAGGAACACUAUUUAAUCAUAAACGCGUCCACAAAAUAACGUGGACAUCUCCAGAUAGAAUGACUGAAAAUCAGAUUGAUCACAUAGCAAUAAGUCGUAAAUGGCGCGGUUCCCUUAUGGACACGCGGAAUAAACGUGGAGCUGAUAUUGCAAGUGAUCAUCAUCUCCUAAUUGCGUCAGUCAGACUCAAAGUUGCGGCAGUUAGCAACUCGAAAAAGAAGAUGCAGAAAAAAUUCGACGUAGAAAAACUGAAAGAUGAAUCUACCUGCGCAAGGUUUAUCGAAUCGUUAAAUGCAUCUGUUGAAACAGAACAUACUCUAACUAGCGACUGGAAAAGUAUAAAACAAACUUUCCUAAAAGCAGCGGAAUACAGUAUUGGAUUCAAAGAAUACAAACGAAAAUCCUGGAUCUCAGACUCCACAUGGUGGUUAAUAAACGAACGUAGAGAAAUAAAAAAUCAGCUUAAUUCCGCAAAGACGAGAUCCGCCAAGUCGGCAUUACAAAACACUUACACAAAAACCGACAAGCUGAUAAAGAAAAGCGCGAGAACGGAUAAACGAAUCUGGAGUGACAAUUUGGCUAGAAAAGCGCAGGAGGCCGCGGAAACGUACCGCACUCGUGACCUGUACCAAACGAUACGGCAACUGACCAACGUAACACUCAAAACCUCCAAACCGCUAAAAGAUGAAAAUGGAAAAUUGACAACGGCCAAAGAUGAGCAGACUACCAUCUGGGAGCGUUAUUAUGAAAAAUUGCUUUCACCAACCUCGUCGGAGGCUAUUCAGUCAUGCGGUUGCCAACGUCAUUUACAAAGACGUGACAUUCACACCUCGCACCCGAAUGAGACGGAGAUAAUGACUGCUAUCAGAGCAUUAAAGAACAACAAAACUCCUGGGCCGGAUAACAUCAACCCAGAACUCCUAAAAGCUGAUCCUCAGACGACUGCGCGGAUACUGUUUCCUCUACUUAAAGAUAUCUGGACCUCAGAAAAGAUACCGGACGAGUUGAAGGAAGGUGUUAUUACUCUUCUUCCGAAGAAGGGAAAUUUAUCGGAAUCCGUUAGUGAUAUCGCUGCACAAACUGGACUUAAAAUUAAUAUAGCGAAGACAAAAUUCAUGCGCAUCAAUACAACCGAAACUCCAAAUCUACAGAUCGCGGGAACAUGCCUCGAAGAAGUCGACGAGUUUUGCUAUUUAGGUAGCAUCAUAUCUAAAAACGGUGGAUCAACAGCCGAUAUACGAAACCGUAUAUCGAAAGGUCGUGCUGCCUUCGGCAUGUUGGAUAAACCGCGCAAGCGCAACGAAACGUAUCGACGCGGCGUACGAUGUGGCAGCAACGCGCCGCUUUGCAAUGCUCGCACGCCGCUAUCAAUGAAGUUCGUUUACACCGUGUUCGUUAUAUGUACACCUGUACCGGGUGGACGAAUUUCUCAGCAACCAACAAAAACCAACGAACGAACGACCAACCGACCGACUGUGCUGACGAUCAAUGUACCAUGCAACGAGUUAACCGUAACCUUGCAGCAAGUACAGCUGCAACAACAACAGCAAGAGCAUCAACAGCGGCAGCGGCGGCGGCAGUUGGACAGCGACACAUCAAAGUGA
Messenger RNA from Bactrocera dorsalis (oriental fruit fly), 1860 nucleotides. RefSeq lists its product as uncharacterized. NCBI's taxonomy places the organism in Eukaryota, Metazoa, Arthropoda, Insecta, Diptera, Tephritidae. Bases 1 to 1860 code for a protein of 619 amino acids. The record is from RefSeq and is a predicted model, not a curated record. The transcript has 4 exons.